UGUCGUCGCCGCCGCCGCCGCCGCCGCUGCCGCAGGGGGAAGGGUUUCUCUUGCCUGCUAACUCUGCUGCUCUGGGGGAUCCUUCUUGCGUGGCAAGAAGCUGCGCGUGAGAGAGUAAGGUGGUAGGAUCUUCUCCUCGUUCCCUGGGACCCGGCGGGAGGGCGCAGGAACUGGCGACUAGGUCUCCGAGGGCCCCCAGUGCCAGAUUGAUACACCUCUGGAGAAGCUAUGACCAGGUGGGCACGAGUCGCUACCACACAGAACAAAAGACCCUUUCCUGCAACAUCAUGGGAGGACAUGAAGAAGGGGUCCUCUGAGGGACAAAGCCAGAAUCUUCCAAAGAGUAAACAACUUGAAGCCAAUAGGCUGUCCCUUAAAAAUGAUGCCCCCCAAGCAAAACACAAAAAGAAUAAAAAGAAAAAGGAGUAUUUAAAUGAAGAUGUGAAUGGAUUCAUGGAAUAUUUAAGACAAAACUCACAGAUGCUUCACAAUGGUGAGGUGAUAGCAAAAGACAGUCAGAAAGUAAGGGAAGAAAUUGAAGUUGCUUUAAAGAAAGACAAUCGCCGGGAAGGAAGACGAUUAAAAAGACAAGCAGCAAAGAAAAAUGCAAUGGUAUGUUUCCAUUGUAGACAACCUGGCCAUGGGAUUGCAGAUUGCCCUGCUGCCCUUGAGAAUCAAGAAAUGGGCACGGGAAUUUGUUACAGGUGUGGAUCCACAGAGCAUGAAAUAACCAAGUGCAAGGCUAAAGUAGACCCAGCUCUUGGUGAAUUUCCUUUUGCAAAAUGUUUUGUUUGUGGGGAAAUGGGGCAUCUGUCCAGAUCUUGUCCUGAUAAUCCCAAAGGACUCUAUGCUGAUGGUGGUGGCUGCAGACUUUGUGGCUCUGUGGAACAUUUGAAGAAAGAUUGUCCCGAAAGUCAGAAUUCAGAUCGAAUGGUCACAGUUGGUCGCUGGGCAAAGGGAAUGAGUGCAGACUAUGAAGAAAUUUUGGAUGUGCCUAAACCACAAAAACCCAAAACAAAAAUACCUAAAGUUGUUAAUUUUUGAUGAUUAGUACUGUUGUUUGUUCAACAUUCUGAACUGGGCCUGCUUCACAAGUUGGAGCUGGACUGUCCCUUGGAGGCCUGUGUUAUAGAUAUCAGUAUAAUUUAGUUGUGGUCAAACCAGUUCCUGAGUUCUGUCCAUCAAGGGGCACUUCUCACAUUGCUUAUAGAAGAUCACCGAAAAAAAGUAUAAGAUGUUUAAAAUGGAUUUUCUAAAAGAAUAUAUUUUUGACCGAUAGAACUUAGGUGUAACUAAGUGAUUAUAUACCUGAUUGUAACAAUCAUUUUUUUCUUCAAAACAAAAUUAUGCAUUAAUAUGAACUAUCCCUAAACAUAGGGUAACUGCUUUGCAUUUGGAAAUGAAUUUGUGGCCCUGUUGUUGGUUCAAAGUAUCAGUUUAUCAUUAUGUUAGAAAUUUAUUUAUAAUUGCCACAAAAUGUAUUUUUAAAAUAUUAAAUAAAAAUUCAUUUGCUAUUUA
Molecule: messenger RNA, 1518 nt
Organism: Dama dama (fallow deer)
Lineage: Eukaryota; Metazoa; Chordata; Mammalia; Artiodactyla; Cervidae
Gene: ZCCHC9
Product: zinc finger CCHC-type containing 9
Exons: 6
Coding region: 229-1044 (271 amino acids)
Molecular function (GO): zinc ion binding; nucleic acid binding
Source: RefSeq, a predicted model, not a curated record